Messenger RNA from Tachyglossus aculeatus (Australian echidna), 3234 nucleotides. RefSeq names its product polypyrimidine tract binding protein 2 (gene PTBP2). The transcript is spliced from 14 exons. Gene Ontology annotation, cellular component: nucleus. The coding region runs from base 127 to 1734 and encodes 535 amino acids. The record is from RefSeq and is a predicted model, not a curated record. Gene Ontology annotation, biological process: regulation of RNA splicing; mRNA processing. Lineage: Eukaryota; Metazoa; Chordata; Mammalia; Monotremata; Tachyglossidae. Gene Ontology annotation, molecular function: mRNA binding.
GGGGGUGUGCGUGCGUGUGUGAGUGUGUGUGUGUGAGUGAGAGGGUGUGUGUGUGUGCGUGUGUGCGCGCCUGUCGCCGGCUGCGCGGUUGGGGUCCAUCGCAGCGGAGCUCGGUCCGGUUCGGCAAUGGACGGCAUGGUCACUGAUGUUGCAGUUGGCGUGAAGAGAGGAUCUGACGAACUUCUUUCAGGCACUGUGCUCAGUAGCCCAAACUCUAACAUGAGCAGCAUGGUAGUUACUGCCAAUGGUAAUGACAAUAAGAAAUUCAAAGGUGAAGAUAAAAUGGAUGGCGCACCUUCCCGUGUACUGCAUAUCCGGAAACUACCCGGUGAAGUGACAGAAACUGAAGUGAUUGCUUUAGGCUUACCUUUUGGUAAGGUAACCAAUAUCCUUAUGUUGAAAGGAAAAAAUCAGGCAUUUUUGGAGCUCGCCACAGAAGAAGCCGCUAUUACUAUGGUGAAUUACUAUUCUGCCGUGACGCCUCACCUUCGUAACCAGCCCAUCUAUAUCCAGUACUCUAAUCACAAAGAACUCAAGACAGAUAAUACAUUAAACCAGCGCGCUCAAGCCGUUCUUCAGGCUGUCACGGCCGUGCAAACCGCAAAUACCCCACUCAGUGGUACCACAGUUAGCGAGAGCGCGGUAACUCCAGCCCAGAGUCCGGUAUUGAGAAUAAUUAUUGACAACAUGUACUACCCCGUGACUCUUGACGUUCUUCACCAGAUAUUUUCCAAAUUUGGUGCUGUAUUAAAAAUAAUCACAUUCACAAAAAACAACCAGUUUCAAGCUCUGCUGCAGUAUGGUGAUCCAGUAAAUGCCCAACAAGCAAAAUUAGCUCUGGAUGGUCAGAAUAUUUAUAAUGCUUGCUGUACCCUAAGGAUUGAUUUUUCCAAACUGGUGAAUUUGAACGUUAAGUACAACAAUGAUAAAAGUCGGGAUUAUACCCGACCGGAUCUUCCAUCUGGUGAUGGCCAGCCGGCUUUGGACCCAGCUAUCGCCGCAGCGUUUGCAAAGGAGACAUCUCUUCUAGGGCUUCCUGUUGCAGCUGUUCCAGGAGCUCUGAGUCCUCUGGCUAUCCCCAAUGCCGCGGCCGCAGCUGCAGCCGCCGCCCGCGUUGGUCUGCCCGGAGUCUCAGCUGGCGGAAACACGGUCCUGUUGGUUAGCAAUUUAAACGAAGAGAUGGUUACGCCCCAAAGUCUGUUUACCCUCUUCGGUGUUUAUGGGGAUGUGCAGCGUGUGAAGAUUUUGUACAAUAAGAAAGACAGUGCUCUUAUACAGAUGGCUGACGGGAACCAGUCGCAGCUUGCAAUGAACCAUCUUAAUGGCCAAAAAAUGUACGGAAAGAUUAUCCGCGUUACCCUCUCCAAGCAUCAGACGGUGCAGCUACCUCGGGAGGGACUCGAUGACCAAGGGCUCACUAAAGAUUUUGGUAACUCGCCUCUCCAUCGCUUCAAGAAGCCCGGUUCUAAGAACUUUCAGAAUAUAUUCCCCCCGUCUGCAACCCUUCACCUGUCUAAUAUUCCACCGGCAGUCGCCGAAGAAGAUUUACGCACGCUGUUUGCUAAUACUGGAGGCACUGUGAAAGCGUUUAAAUUUUUUCAAAGAGAUCACAAGAUGGCACUUCUUCAGAUGGCGACAGUGGAAGAAGCGAUCCAGGCCUUGAUUGAUCUUCACAAUUAUAACCUGGGAGAAAAUCAUCACCUGAGAGUUUCCUUCUCCAAAUCAACUAUUUAAAAAGGGAGGCGGUCGAGGGGGCAUCGUGUCGUUCAGUGUGUCAUCACCAAUUGACUGUUCGGAAGAGUGGGGACCAGAGUUUGAUUUGGGGGGUUUCUUUGGGUUUUUUUUUUUUCCAUGCUGUUAUCAUUCCUUGGUUAUAAUGAAACGAAGUGCAUACAUAAAGUGAGCAGAGGUAUAAACUGCUGUUUUUUUCACUUGUUCUGUAGAGAAGCCAUUUUCGUUCGUUUAAGAAAAGUUUCCAUUUAAUCCCACGUUGUCCUUGUUGCUGUUGUCGUUUUUCUUUUCAACUUAGUUGACAUACGUGCCUUAAAAAAAGGAAAACUAGUGUUGCUAACGUUGCAUUUACUAGAGAUAUUAAUUGGUUGUCUGGGGCACAUCGUUACAUGGGAAUUAAACUAUGAUUAGGCAGGGGUGUGUAAAAAGGUUAAGUUGUUCGUUUCUCCUGCUUGGAACUUAUUUUGGUUCAUUAUUGGCCCGUCACGUUCCUUUCUAUUUAAUCGGAUGAGAUACGUAGCAUUAAAAAGGAAACACGGCAUAUUUGAUUUCCAUUUCCUUUGGCUCGUUCUUUUGCAAACACAUUGGCCUUCUGUAUCUCCUGAUUCUGGUCUAGAUUCAGCUUUGAUGAAUGUAGGCAGUAGUAUAAAAUUAACAAGGUGCAGCGUAUUAAUUUCUUAAGACAACAAAGUAAUUUCUGUAAGUUUGAGCCCUGUGUGGAAAAGCAUUGUGGAAUCUUAACCUUUUUGUACACACUCUUGUGGGACGUAUCACAUAAAUGUCAGCACUAAGUAAUGUCUUGUUUGUGGCUGAAUAUUUUUCGUAGAUGUUUUUGAAGUUGACAUGACUUAUGUGCAUUUAACUAUAUAUUGCCAUCUUUAGUUUGUAAUUAAGAUUUGGAAUAUGGUUGUGGAUUUCUGAGCAUGUGCAGACUGGUCUAGCUAGUUCAGGAACUGGUGCAUGUAUUUUUCAAAGACAAAGAAAGUGUACUGCAGACACUUGCAGGAAGGUUAAUUUUGUGGCAGUUUUCCAAAACUGACAACCAGGUGGGACCAAAGUUUAUGUGCCUUUAGUCUUAAUUUACCUUGCAUUGUAAUAUUCAGUUUUAAUAAAUCUUCAAAAUAUUUUGUAUUUAGGAAUAGAUCUGACUUUACUAGAAACAUGGCUCAGAAUCUCCAGGUCAAAAUUAAUUUGAGAACAGUUCUUGUCGAUCCGAAUUGUUGAUUCUGUUCAGAUGACCAACACUUUUUGAAAUUGAUGUACUUAGUUUCAAGAUUCAUAGAUUCUGUUAAUCUAUGUAGACAAAAUGGUCAUGUAUAUUUUCUAUUAGUUGAGUUUUUACAUCUUUAGAAAUGUAAAAUUCAGUAUAGUUUGGAAGCGGCACAAUUAAAAAUUAAUUUUCUAACAAAGUUGGGAGGUUUGACGGUCGUUUAAUUUCAUUCUGUGUGUAUUCUGCUUACCUCUGUAGCAUGCUCAAUAAACACUUCUGUAGCUCUGUAUUCA